Acanthochromis polyacanthus (spiny chromis) is the source of this 13784-nucleotide messenger RNA. RefSeq names its product transmembrane protein 74B (gene tmem74b). The coding region runs from base 371 to 1210 and encodes 279 amino acids. The record is from RefSeq and is a predicted model, not a curated record. The transcript has 4 exons. NCBI's taxonomy places the organism in Eukaryota, Metazoa, Chordata, Actinopteri, Pomacentridae.
GGGGGCGCUGUAGCCUCGCUGCAUCAGGAGAUCUGUCUGCAGAUGUAGGUCAAAGGCAUGAAGUCAGGAGGUUUCCGUGACUCCACCAGCUCCACACACACCAGCACCGCUCAAAUCCACGGGCUGCUUUUGCGCAUGGUCAGUCUCACCCCUCUCUCUCCUCCUCCUCUCUCCAUCCUCCUCACUCAUCCUCCAGCAGCAUCCAUCUCUCCGGGCAUCCACGGUGCAGAUUCCCGGCCGGUGGCGGCUCCUGCUCCAGGAUGUGACAGCAGCGCUUCCAGUGAUGACAGGAGGAAAGCAAUGGAAGUAAAUCACCACCAAGGGAGGAUAAAGCAGAGCUGAGGGCUGGUGAAGACAUGAGCACAUUUUGAUGGAGUUCUCUUUCAACGCCGUGGAGCUCCGGGAGCUUCGGGGUGGAGGAGGCCGACGAGGCCCGUCUCCAACGCCGACCUCCUGGACCGCGGCCACAGUGGGCACCACCCGGGGCUUCGAGAACGCCUCCUACCAGCAGGACGAGGAGCAGGACCAGCAGCAGCAGGAGGCGACCACAUCGGCCAGUUAUCCACCUCCAGCAUCAGGCAGCAGCAAGCGGCAGCAUCAGGAGGCUUCUCCUCAGUCCUAUGACGAUGAGGAGGCCGGUGCUGCAGCUGGAGGUCCAGAGGACGCUCAGGACUUGGCCGAGUUCAGCCCGGCUGACGACCACUCAGCGGACUACGGCUUCAUCCUGGCUCUGGUGUUCCUGGUGAGCGGCAUCGUGCUGGUGGUCAUCGCCUACACCAUCCCCAGGGAGGCUAAAGUGGACCCAGACUCGGUGUCGGCACGGCAGAUGGAGAAGCUGGAGAUGUACUACGCCCAGCUGGGCUCCCACCUGGAUAAGUGCAUCAUUGCAGGUCUGGGCCUGCUGACGCUGGGGGGGAUGUUCCUGUCGGUGCUGCUCAUGGUGUCCAUCUGCCGGGGAGAAAUGUACCGGCGCAGGGCGGCCUUCAUUCGGCCCAAAAGGACUUACGGCUCCAUCAACCUGAGGAUGAAGCAGCUGGCGACCGGGGAGGCGGGAGGAGGCGACGGCGGGGACGGAGGGGAGGAAUUUUUGGUUGCAGAGACUCGGAAUAACGUCCAGCCAGAACCGAGCCGAGACUCCAAACUAGAAACAGGACUGAGCAGACAUCCUGCUCCUCCUGCUGCUGCUUCUGCUGGACAUGGACUCAACUAAUCCUGCGGUUUGUUUCCUCUGCAGACGUGUUGCCUUCCUGUGCCCCGUUGCAUUAUGGGGAUUCACAGCAGUGCAGGUGCCGACUGGAGAAGCACAACUUGAGCACAAGGCUUUCCGCUGAAGCUUCAUGCCGGCGUUUGGGAUGAACUGAGUUAAAGGAUAUUUAUUCUAACUGAUCAGGAGGAUGUACUGCUUCACAUAAGAGGGCUUGCUACGGUAGAAGAGCGAGGUAAGGCUGUGGCUGCGUGGAAAAGAGCACAUGCGGAGAUGAACAGUUGCAUAUCAAAGAUUAGAGUUUCAAUAUUAAACCCUAGUAUGUUAAUCAGAGACUUGAUUUCACAAUAAAAGCACAUAAUAAAGAAAAGCACUGCAGAGAGCAACAUUAUUGUGAAGAUGUUCCACAUUAGCCAUAUUUUUAACACUUAAAUUUUGGCUUUCUGCUGUGAAUAGCACUUCUGAAAUCUGAAAUACAGUUCAGCCGUUGGAUAGCAGCAUCAUUUCCAGACGUCUUGAAGAAGUGAGACAGACAGCGUGAUGCUAGCACAAAGUAAACACAGGCAACGUUCUGGCAACUCACUCACCACCAGCAAUAAAUGGACGAUAAAAGUAAAAAUAUUCACAAAGCAAAAGCAAAAAAGAAUCUCAGUUUAAACCUGCAUUAAGCGACAUGUUUUCACUAAUUAAAGGGAUCAUCUGACUGCUUUCAGCUCAUUGUUUUGGUUCUAUAGCAGCACAGUUGAGCUUCACAUGAGGAAGUAGAUUAGAGCUGGAUGGGUUCUGAGUCAUCCACUUUUUUAUCAUAUUAUUGUCACUUUAAGUUCAUUAUGUGCCACUUUGGAUUGUUUUAUACUUAAAACAACAGACGUUUGUUACCAUAAAACAAAUACAAAUCCAACAUUUUCUACCUUCAACUUAGUUUCUGUCUGUUUCUGUCUCUUUAGCAGCUAAAUGCUGCUCUGUGUUCACCAGCUCGUCUCUAACUGUCUGUCUGCUGUGGAGCAGGUAGCGAUCAGAGGCUUUUUACAGCUUUAUUUCCUUCAAACAUCUGCCUCCAGCACUCACAGAGCAGCAUUAUGAUUCAUUUUGAGUCAUGGCUGUGUGCAUCUGAUGGAUUUAUCGUCCAGUCUUCCCUCUGUUUUUGAGAGAUACGUGACUUUUUAGCUGCUAAACGCUCCACUAUGUUCACCAGCUCGUCUCUAACGGAGUCUGUCUGCUGUUUGUUGUAUAGUCAAGCUUCAUCUUCAAAAGGAUGUUAAUUUGUUAUUAUUAUAAGAUGACAAUUAUAACCGCUUAUAAUUCAAAUAUUCAGAUUUUUUAAAACAACACUGCAGGUAAUGUUGAGAGCUUAAUAUAAAAAUUGCAGGUGAAGUGCCCCUUAAAGCAACAACAGAUGUAUUAGCCCAUAUGAAGUGUUUCAUGUUUUGUCAGUCAUAGGAAAACAGCUCCAUAGUGUUAGUAGAGGUCAAAAACUCCACAGGGAACCUUUAAACUAUCAGAUAUGAACACUUAUAUUGCCAAUCAAUCUGUCUGUGACUGCAGUCGAGCUACACAAAAACAAAGACAAGUGAAAAGGCAAAAUGGCUGCCAGUCUCCCCGUGAAAUGUGAAGUUUACUGAGAGAAUCCUAAACUUCUUCAUGUGGAAGAUAAUUGCUUAAUGCAGCUUUAAACACUUAGCCAGUCGUCAAUAAGAUGCAGCGAGAGGCAGGAGGUGACGAUCAAAGGCGAGACUGAGAGGUGCAGAAGUGAAAUGAGUCACCGUUUACUGUGAGUCCACCAGCCGGAGCCGGUUUGUUGUUGAGAAGCAGCCUUGGGUAACAGUGUGUUACCUCAGACAGCUGGAGGAGACGUGUAGCUCUGCCUGUAAACUCCUCCUCAGUUUCUCACAUUUUCAGCGCCUUCUCUGCUGCUGGCUGAAGCCAAAAACACAAAAACAGAUUUAAACACACGGAACAUGGCGAGCAAAUAUUCAGCAUCUAACACAUGUCCAGUGUCUAAUAACGCUGCAUCACCCAGAACUGCUGCCUCGUGUUUACUGAUCAGCAUUUCCUGCUAACGUCUCCGCAGCAUCACGCUCCAUCUUCUGUCAGCAGCUGCUGUUCCCAGGCUUGAAAUUACAUGUGAAUGGUCAUAUUUAUGUGACGUUUAAAGGUGGAAUAUCAAACUUUCCUGUGCUACAUACUAGUGGCUGCUGCUGCUGCUAUAAAAAGAAACUCCAGCUUUAUAAAUGAACUUUGGCAGAUCAAGCUGUUAUUAUAAUCAGUGGUGGGGAAGUUCACAUUACUGAUGCCACAGAAAUAGAAAUACUUAUUACAAGUAUAAGUUCCUGCAUUGAAAAUUUCACCUACAUGUUACACAAAAUGACCCUUGUGACUGAUAGGCAACAUUUCAUUGUAGUUACAGCUAACUGGUUGUUGGUGUUUUUGGUUUGUAAGAAUUCAGGAAAUAUUUCAAUGUUACCAGAGCCCAGAGUGGCACAUUCACAAUAAAUCAUUUUUAAAACACUUAUUAUUAAAAAAGUGAAUGUACAUGUUUGAGAAUGAGCUGGAGUGAUGAAAUCUAGAGGCAUUUUUCUAUCUAAAAUAACUUCUGUUGCUGAUCAUUUGAGCUCUACUAGUUUCAUUUAGGGCUUCUGAAAUGAUCGUUUUCAUUGUGCAUUAAUCUGUGGAUUAUUUUAACAAUCAAAUAAUUGUUCUAUCUGUGAAAUGUUAGAAAGUGGUUUACACCCUCCAAUGUCUUGGUGUGUCUACAGCUCAAAGAUACUCUGUCUGAGAAGAAUGAAAGAAACCAGAUAAUAUUCAAAUUUAAGAAACUGGAACCAGCAGCAAACCAAUAAUUGAUAACUAGAAUAGCUGGCCACUAAACAGUUCACAGAAUCAAUUAAUCAUCUCUAAUGUACAUCAUAUUUACUCCGCCAAGGAACGCAGCAGAGUUAUGUGAUGAUCGGCAUCCAUCUCCAUGUCUGUUAGCAACAUUACUCAAAAACAGACAAAACAUUUCUGUAUCAUUGCCAGAUAGCGGCAUGGCGUCUCUGUAACCAUGACAACAAGUGAACACUACACGUGAUCACAUGAUUGUGAUCCUACUACAAAUCCACCUCUGAGGACUUAUCAGGACUUAUCCAUCAGAAAUGAUACAAGGAACAUCUGAUUAAAUUGUGGGGGUGUUUCUGAGUCCCAUCAAUUCCCACCACCUGCUACAGUUGCUGCUAUUUAAGUCACAUGAUCCAGUAUCCGUACAUAAGGUACACAUCCAGAACACACACCUGCAAGGUCAUUAUGUUUGUGGGUACAUCUAUAUUAAAUGGAUGCAUUCUAUGGUGGGGUGAUUUCUGAUCAUCAAUAACUAAUAAACAAAACAAAAUGCUGCAUUUCUGACAGCUUUGGAGGAGUACUACUCUCUCUGAGCGCUUUUAUUGUUUCUGAAGCCUUUAGGGGUUUUGUUCACCAAAAGUUAAAUUUGAAAAGUACCUACAGCUGUUAGAUAAACGCAGUGCAGUGAAAAGUCUGAUCAUUUCAACUGACCUGAGUUCAGGUAAACGUCUUAAGUACAGUACUUGAGUAAAUGUACUUAGUUACAAUCCACCACUGAUUAUAAUGAGCUGGGCCUUAAUGGGAAAUUAGCAAAAUGACUUUUAAAGCAUUAAGGAGACGUGUGCGUGUCUUUUUCUGUCUACAAGAAGUUGGUUUUGAGUGAGAUGAAUCUUUAAUGACACAGCGCCUACUUGUAUUAUAACCUGAUGUUAUUUAUGUCAUGUAAGGAUACAAUAUGCCUUAAUGAGUAAACACACACAUUGUAAAGUGUAUAUAUAUUAUGCUAAUGUAAAAUAGUGUGUAUAGUUAACCAGUUAGCCAAGGGUAAUGUAGCCACACACACACAUAUACAAACAAACACACACUCACUGUUACAUUUAUACUCAUCCUGAGCUGUUUGCUGUAACACAGUACAGAAACGUAAUAAAUAUCACGGGAAGACAUGUCAGAUGUAGAGGAGCAGCAGAAGCUAAAGCUCAAAAACCAAAUACGCAACACAGGUAUGCAAAAGUGGAAAAACCUCGUCACAGCUGGACCAGUUUGUUCCUGUGAGCGGCUUCUUGACCUCAGCGGGAACAGAAAACAGAGAAAUUGUGAUUUAAUGAACAUUCAGGUCAAUUAAAUCACAAUGAAAUACUCUAAAUGCUCUGUAGAUAUUAGGGCUGAUUGAUUAUUAUGAUGACUAUUUCCUUGAUUAAUUGACUGUUUGAUCCAUAAAAUGUCCAAAAUAACCUGAUUUAAUUAGUCAAAUAGAUUAUUUUAACUUCUGCAAUUGGAAACAGUGAAUUGUGGGUCUUUUCUGGUUAAAAACAUGACAUAACUGACAAUAAAGCAAGUGCUUAUAAUGAAAAUAGUAUAUAUCAUAGUAUAAAUCAGUUUUAACUCCAGAGUAGUCUGCUAAUUAUUUCAGCAGUUACCCAUUUAAUGUCUCACAAAUGCUAAAACAAGAUUAUGAGAGUCAUAAUCCUCAAAAUAUUCUGUUUAACGUCCAGUUUGACAAAGAGAAGCAUCAUAAUGUCACAUGUUGGAAGCUGGAACAAGCAAAUAUGAUAAACCAAUUAUCAUCAAUUCGUUUUCCCGCUGUUCAUGAAAUAUUUGACGCUUAAAAGGAAAGCCACAACAUCAAGUUUCACUUCAGUUUCACAUACACAGUAGUCAUGAUAGUAUUAUUCUUAAUGAUAAAAGAUGUUCAUUAAAAAGAAAAAAGAAAAUAGAUGUUAUGAGGAGCAGAGAUGCUCCACACUGUCAGUUUAAUCUGUGCUGCAGCAGGUUAGCGCUGUGAUUUAAAUCUUGUUCUUUUACUGGACAGUUCGAUUCCCGUGACAGUCCGCCCCUGCAGAAGUGUCUUCAAGUAUAUCUGCAUUCAUGUCAGCUGAAUCCACUGAACCUCAAGCUGCUUAUGGGGGUAUUGUUUUACUUGCCGUGGGUUCAUUUUUGAAAAUAAAUUCCUCUAUUUAAACAGCACAAGAAUGGCCAGAAGGAGGCUGAACUCAGAAAUGUCUUCUGUGCAGCUUAGCAAACUUUUGACAUGAAUCUUAAAAAAGAAAAAAAGAUUUCUUUGAUUUUACAGAAAUUGGAAAAACCUGGAAUCAACAUGUACACCACAGAAUGGAAAACGGAUAUUUUAACAUUUACACAGCCUGCAGUUCAGCUGAAUUUUUUUGUCAUGUGACUGAUGGUCACAGCUGGAUCACUGAAAGCUUCACAGAAAUUUUGUUUUUUCACAAAAUCUGGUUUUUAUUUUUGGCGAUUCUAAAAUGAAACAACGAAGCAAUUCUGAUGAAAAAUCACUAUUUUAAGCCCAGAUGUGGUUUAUUUUCCCAACAAAAGUGAAAGUCAGACAGGAUUUUUUUAAGGCCCAAUGAAUCUUUCAGUUUUUUACAGUUUCUGGCUCUAAGAAACUGUGUAACGUUGGUGAUUUUUAAACAUAAGCUGCUGUAUCACCAUUUAGACGAAUUAGAAACAUCUGGUUGUAGGUUCAGGCUCUCAUUCAGACCGAUGUGCACUGAGCAGUGAAGGAGCAGCCAGAAGUAAAGAGUGGAAAGCUCUGCAACUAGAAAGAAGCACAGCAGAGUGUUUUCUGUGAGGGAGAAGUGGAGUGAGUGACGGAGGGGAGAAGCAGUGGGCGAGGUGGUGGGAUGCAGCUGGAUGACGUGAGGGGAUUCUUGAAGAGGUGGAUUCUCAGCAAGAAGCUAAAUCCUCUGAAUGACACAUUCAGGUUUCCACACUCCCCUCGGGAUAAAAAAGAUGAGAAUGAACAGACAGACACGACUCAGAUUAAGCCUGAAAGAGCGGCUGCUUGUUGUUGGGAGACAGAGAGGAGGUCUGCUGCAGCCGGCAGGUCGUCAUUAGAGGAGAGAAAGAGCAGCUACAGAAACACAACGUGAUGCAGGGAAGGAUUACUGCUGCUGCUGGACUCUGGAGGUCUGAGAGGUUUUAUUAGAGUUACAUGGAUGGAUAGAUGCAGCGAGCAGCAGACCCACAGACCAAGGAUUGCUUUUGUGGAAAACACUCCACUGAUUUAACACAUCAAAGCCCCAUUCAGACAGGAUUAAUUCUCCGGGGGGCGGAGGUUUAACAUUACCUGCCCCAGUGAGUAAUUACACAAAUGACCUCCUGUUUUUCUGUGAACUCGCUGCUCCUCCUGCAAUUUAACUCCCAUGUUUUAAAGUGAAUUCUUGAUCUUUUUUCUUUCCUUCUUUUGAAUUUUUUACACUAUGUGAGGAAGUCAGAAAUGUCUCUACCAUUCUGCAUUAAUGUGCACGUCGGUUUAAAGCUGCAGCUGUUAGAAGUGAGGCUAGUCUACUCACUUUAUGAACAGCUGGGUAGCCUCAUCUAUAAAACCACUGCAGUUGUAUUCAAAACCUGAAAACUGAAUUUAUUUCUCAUCAUGACAUUGAUUCAGAAACAAAAAUAUUGACAAAGCACGUCAAUAAAGAUUAUAAGUGAGUUGAAAUAUGAAGGAAAAAAGGGUCAUUUGAGCAUUUGAGCACAUUAACAAAACAACUGAUACUGCAGCUCUAAACCUUAGUCAGAAUAUUCAGUGUCUAUGGAUUAACUGAGCUUUUAAAUUGAAGCUUCAAGAAUCACGUUUUUUUCAAGCCACUUGGCUAAACAACUUUAAACAGCUUCAAGUGACAGAAGUUGCCUGUCUGCUAUUUAAAAAAUGAACACGCCUGACAGUUGCUGUCAUAUCUGUCGACAUUCAGGCACCUUUAUUUGUUUCCUUCACAAAGAUGGCGGUGAAGCUUGUGCAGCUGAAUCAGUCAUUUCAGAGACGCAGACAAUAAACUGAUUAAAAGAGUGAAUUUUUCCUGUCUUUCCUGAAAUGACUCAUACAUUUAUAACGCACCCUCGUGCCCCAACAGCUUUACUUCAGCAGCGUAAUUAAACACAUGAUUAGAUAUUUACUAGAAGUCAGAGCAGAAAGACGAUGUGUUGUGAAGAAAGAAACGCUGGGUUUCAGCUCCUCUGUGACGCGUCUGAAUGUCAAGACCAAACGCGAGCACCUUGACCAAAGACACAAGAGAAAAUCAAUCUUUAUUCUGUCGGCCGCACGAUGACUCUGUUACCAUAGAAAUAGUCUAUUUAUAUCGAGGACUGUUGGGGGAACAGUUCUCAGAUGUCAUGGAAAGUCCUUGUGAGGACGCAACAGCAAAAAUAAAGUCUUAGACCCUCUAGUUGUCCCUGCAGACGAGGAGACGAACAGUUGGCAUUAGUGCCAGUAAAUACCACAUUUUUAAGAAAAAAUAAUGAAGAUGUAGAUGUCUUAAUUCAUUCACUCUAGGUCAAAAGUGGCUAACAAGUCAGAGUGUUAUGAAGCAGACAAUAACCCUGCUGGGCUAAAGAAUAAACCAUCAGCAGCUAGAGUUUCCCAAAUCCAGCACAACCACAAAGCCUUCAGUGAGUCAGCAGCAACAAGUCACAUGACAAAAAUUCAAGAGUUUCUCAGCUGAACUGCAGGCAGUGUUUACACAGACCAGAUGGAAGACAAGGAUAGAGACAAAUUAAACAUCCAUCCAUUGCCUACUACCUUAAUCCUCACCAGGGUCAUGGGUGGGUGGAGUCUAUCCCUCUGAGGGUGAAGACAGGGGACACCUGGACAGGUAACAGUCUGUCACAGGGCUACAUAUACAGACACACAAUCACACUCACAUUCACACCUACAGACUAUUUAGAAUCACCAAUUAACCUCAGCAUGUUUCUGGACUGUGGGAGGAAGCUGGAGAACCUGGAGGAAACCCACACAUGUACAGGAGAACAUGGAGACUCCAUGCAGGAAGAUCCAGGAAGGUCAGGAUAUGAACCGAGGAUCCUAAGGCGAUGGUGCUAACCACCGUGCAGCCCCAAUUUAAACAUGUAAAUAUUAAAAUAUCUACAGUUUGUAGAGUCACCACUUUAGUACACUUUAAGCUUCAUAUUUUCAUCCUUUUUUAAAAGUCAUUCACAUAAGUUGAACUUAUUUUGUUGUUAGUUAAAAAAAAAACUAUUAGUUUUCUUCUUGUAUCGCUGAUUUUCAGCCAUACUUUUCAAGGCCAGAGGUGAAUGAAAUUAAGAUGAAAUACACUUCCUCAAUUAUUUUUAUACACAACAACAUAUUUAAAUAUAUAAACAGUAAGAUUAGCUGCUGACUGCAUCCACUACACCUCAGCAAUGGAAAUACAAAGUUGUACAUCAUUCAACAUGUUUCCCCUUGGUUUUUGUAGCUGAAAUAAUGAAGUAAAUUCAAUUCAAUAUUUUUCAGUUUUUAAGAUUUGUGAUGUUAUGUACAAAAUACAUUUCUGUGUUCUCUCCACUUCUAGCCCAUGGUGGCUAAAAAUGUGACAGGAAACAAAAUGGAACCUUAGGAACCUUAAACUGGAUUUAUUUUUUAUCUUAAAAAAGAUUAAUAAAAUAGCUGCUGGUUAAUUGUCUUUUGGGCCAAACGUGUCUCAAAUCUCAGUUUGAAACCUUUAAAGAAAUGCACAAUUCGCUACAUUUUACAAAAUAUGUAUACGUUAAUAAAUGCAGAUUUGUCAGUGCUUAAACUCACAGGACCCUAUGAUCGUUAUACGUUUGGCCUUUCUUGUAUGGGACAGAGGAGACAGAGACAGGAAACAUGGAUAGAAGAGUGGGGGAUGACAUGCAGUAAACGGUCUCGGGUUGGAUUUGAACCCAUGACCGCCGCAUCGGGGACUAUAGUCCCUAGGCCAGCUCAGCUAUCCGGGUGCCCCAGCCUGUUAUAAUCUAACCCUAACCUCCUGCAGUCGCACAAAUACAUAUUAAGUAUCUUCAGAAGAACAAAAAGUGUCCACACUGAAGGUCGGAGGUCACAGUGGUUCUGCAGCUGCUUGGGAUGCAGCGCGAUACUCAAGGACACUUCAGCAGACCCCGAGUUCAGCCUCAUUAAUCACAACACAUCCUGCUGUCUCAGCACUGGUCGCCGUAGCAACAAGCCCCUGGUUCAAUAGAUAUACAACCUCAAAUAAGCAGCUAGGCAAUAAUAGUUUCCGGUUAACCUCCUGCUGUGUUGUUCACCUUAAACAAACCUGCUGUCGCUGCUGGCAGGCUGCAGCUGGAUGCUUCCCUUUAUGUACAGCAAACAAUAUGCAGACAUGUAACACACAGCAGUAGCAUUUUACUCAGAGACUCAAUGAAUGUACCAUGUGUUGCCGCAGAAGGUGGUGCAGCGCAGCAGUGUCACGUAAUAUCACAAUAUUAUCUUCUGUCAUUCACACGUGAAACUAUUCGAUGUAAAGUCACAUGAUUUCAGUAAAAAACGCUGUUGUAUAAACAUUCCUGUUCUUCUUUUGUUCCGUCCUGAACGUGCAGAGUAGCUAGAUGUAUAUUUAAAGAGAUAAAGCGAUGUUUCACGCAGGUGGAAUGUUUUUAUGGACCAACCUAGAAGUGAAGAGUCAGCUUCCACUGAAGAAUCUGCUUGUUUUAGGCUUUACUGGCCUCUGAAUUCAGAACAUUCAAACCUGAACUGAAAUCAUUCAAGCAGCCACUUUCUGAAAAAAGAUCACCUCAAAUCAGGUUUACUGAUUUAUUGUGGUUGUAGGAAGUCAUAAAAAUAUUUCCCCAUUAAAUUUGUUGUAGUUCCUCUGAAAAAGUGAACGUAGAAACAUUUACAAUUUGAGUCAUCCCUGCAUUUAUUUCUAUUUCAAAUAAAAGUAGAACUGAGUCAGUGGCAGAUGUCUCAGGUUGUCGUGUGUUCACAGCUGAAUGUUCAUGAAUUUAAAUGUAAAACAGUUCCAUCCCAGUGAAAUAUCGCUUUAGGAAACCAGAAUGAAAUGAUGCAUAUGAAAGUCUAUGAAACAUACAAAAGGAAUGAAAAAAUAUUCAGAGGCCUGAGAAUAGAAAUGUGUGUCUGUGAGUCAAAGAUGUGAAUCUUUUGCAAUCAAUAUAUGACAGUGAAAGUAAUGUUUACCACAAACGUAAUGGACACUAAAGGGAUAUAUCACUGGAAUUUUUACUUACACUAUAAACUGGUGGAAAUAUUUAUAGGUGGAAGAGUUGUUAUAAGGAGAUUUUUGGUCUAUUGUACAGUAAUUAUUCCAAUAUUACUUCAGAAAAGUGACAUAACCCUUUAAUCUGAGUGAAAACCAGGGUCUCUAGACUGUUACAGAGCAGACGGCUGUUAAGAUAAUUCUGGUUGCAUUUUUUUCAAUAUUUUUUUUAUUUCUUGUUUAAUGACUUUAGGGAAACACAAGCAGCUCAUUUGCUCUUCCUCACAUUCAUUGUUAAAACAGCUGAGACAUUAAAAUGGGGGAAAUCAGCUUAAAGUCAUCCACUGCUUUGUUUUGGAAGCAGAUCAAUGGCACCUAAACACAGCUGAGCUUCCAAACUGAGGCUGAUCUGCUUUAGGUGUCUUCACAUUUCAGUGGAAAAACGUGUUCUGUGUUGGUUAGCGUAGCGUUUACUGCUCAGGAGCUCCUUAGCUGCCGUGUUACUUUUGCUAGCAGUAGAGCCAGAAGUUCUAGAGUCUGAAACUGCUAAUAUUUGGCCUAUUUUUCUUUUGUCUGGUCUCAAUGUAACACAGUUUUGCUGUUAAGAAGUUGUAGAAAUUAGGAAACACAAGCUCCUUUUGUUGCUCAUUUCAAGCCCCAGUGUUCAACGUGAUUGGUCGGGACUGCAAACUGUUAAAGAUGGAUGACAUGAUGACUCCCUCAGGUGGGAAUCCAAAACAUCUCAGCAGCAAAUGCCACCACUUUCACCAGUGACGUCAUUUGCAGCCAGAGUUUGUGCAGUAGUGACUGUGUGAUGAUGAAGGCCAGGCGGGGAAACACUGUAAACCUCCACAGACUGUGUUCCACUGCAGGAACUCUCCCUGUUAACUACCUUCCAGCUUUUGUGUUUCCAUUGCUCUAUAGAUUUGCAACAUUAACCCUAAUUGCAGUGAAACAGCAAACAGUAGUUGCUAUAUGUCAGUCCGGGCCCAUGAAGCGUGUAGAAAUAGAGCAACAGAGGCGGCUUACGUUUGCCUGGAUGGUUAAUGUUGCAUGUCAGGGAGAAGACUGCUGCUCAAAAAGAACACUGGGAGGGCUGAAAAAUAAUAGUCAUCUUCUCCCAGUUUACAAAAAUCAGCACUGAGACCUCCACAGCGGUUAAUCAGGGCCGCUCAGACGUAACAAGGGGUGUUGCUUCCAUUUUAGGGCAUAACUGAAUAUACGUAUAUUAUGAAGUGGAUUAGUUACUCCAGCAAACAUCUUCCUAAUGAGUUUAUGGCCUCAAUUGCUAGUUUCAAGUCUCCUUCAAUGAGGCAGAUGUCCAUGGUGUAAAUGUUUGCCCCAUUUAGGGGACAAAUGAACAGUGUAUGCUUUACCAUGGGCUACCAUGUGACAGUUAGCUAUCAUAUGAGCAUCUUCCAGUCAGACCUAUCUAUCAGUUGCUGGGUUGGGUUUCAAAAGAGCAAAAUGCUAAAUGCCAAACUCAAGGCUUCAGGAGGGGUGGUCCACAAAUCAAUGAGUGACACCAUGGUUGCUGCGUCCAUCUUUUAUAGACAGUCUGUGGUUGUUGUCUUUGUGACCAGUCAACUAUCGUCCUGCACACGAUCCACAUGUGCAGGUUUUCAUGUGUGCUGCUCCACUUUGGAGUUUUCAGUAAAUGAGCUUGGUAUAAUAACUUUGGAAUUUGGUCCAAUGCAUUGACAGAUGUUAUGAAUGUAAGGAUUAAUAAAAUGCUGUAUUUCAGCUACACAGUCAUGUCAGAAUCAGAUGUCAUUGUUUUCGAUGUUUUUUGAGAUCCUAUAAAAGAAAAAAUGUGAACUCUGAAGCUUCUGCAGCACAUUUUGAGCAUUUUUCUAUUUUAAUUAAAACAGGAAUUUCCCUCUAAGACAGCUUUUAGGAUUGGCUUUUCAUGAUUUUCACAACAAUUUCAGACAUUUUCAUUUGAUAUAUUCCAUCAUUACAACAUCACUUCCACAAAGAGUGACAUUUGUGCUUAUUUUUGAAACCAAUAGCAGAUAUUCAGUCAUCUUGUCUUCCCCGUCUGAUACGAGAACAAUCCCUUUCUAACUGAAUGGUUUAAGCUGCACAGACCCCUGGUUUGCUCAGUGGUGUGUUUUAUGAAGAGCACAGUGACUUGUGUACAGUGUGUAACUGAAUUAUAUUAUUAAAAUGAUGGCAUAUCAUACAUGAUCAGUAUUUAUUCGUAACUAUUACCCAUUGAUAAAUCUUUAAAAUCCUGCUGAAGAGCCGACAUAAAGUGAAUUAACGCUGUGAAAAUUCCUCCUACAAACAUGCUAUAUUAUUGAAUGAUGAUGAAUGUAGAAUUUUCAAUGUUCUAUCACUGACCUGAAGAAAUAUAUUCUAAAGAUUGAUCGAACAAAUAUAUCUGUGUCAUCUCCUGUUGUUGGUCCUUAUCAUAGUUUGAAAAGACGCUGCUUUGUGUGCUUCAGGAGAACAGUGAAUCUGCAUGUUACUAGUGUGUGGCGCUGUAAAGGUCCGAUGCCUUGUUCUGUACAUACUGAGGAGCUGUAUCCUGUGUGUAACCAUGAUGCUGAUUUUAAGUAUGAUUUUGUUAAUGUGAACAAUAAAGUUUCUGUUUUGCUGUUGUUUUUAAA